This is a messenger RNA of Myzus persicae (green peach aphid), 1758 nucleotides long. RefSeq lists its product as uncharacterized. The record is from RefSeq and is a predicted model, not a curated record. Lineage: Eukaryota; Metazoa; Arthropoda; Insecta; Hemiptera; Aphididae. The transcript has 2 exons. The coding region runs from base 1 to 1758 and encodes 585 amino acids.
AUGUGUAAAUUUAUGGAAAAAAGAAUACAUGUGUUAGAUUUAUUACAACUACAAUCAUCUAGUACACCCAAAUCUAAGCUUACCAACAAAUUCAACAGUCGAGCAUCAACUCAUACUGUGACUGCAGCACAAGGUAAUAAGCAGCCAUGCAAUAUUUGUUCGCAGCAUCAUAUUAUUUAUCAGUGUAAUUUAUUUAUGAAGUCAACAGCAAGUGAGCGACAUGCAUUGGCUAAGAAGGCCAAAUUGUGUAUAAAUUGUCUACGGGCCUCACAUUCUUCCAGUCAAUGCUCAUCUGACAAAACAUGUGAAGAAUGUGGUGGUAAACACCAUACACUUCUACACUUUGGUGACUCUAAGGACGAUAAAAAUACUUCUGAAGUGCUCACGUUGACUAUCAAUACACAACCAUCAACAUCUAGUGGGAUAGACGCUGUGGCAGUCAAUCAUGAUGCGUUAAGAGAAAAGUCAACUGACAUAUUAUCAACAGCAGUAGUGCGCGUACAUGGACCAAGUGGACGGUUAGAACUAUGCCGUGCAUUAAUAGGCACUGCUUCAGAAUCACAUUUUAUUACUAAAGCCUUAGCAAGUCGGUUAGGUUUAAAAACAUUGCAUCAUCCAAUGAUAAUUGAUGGUGUAUCAAAUGCUUCUACAACCACAUCUCAAGUUUCAACGUUCAAUAUUUCUCCUAGAACGAAUGGUAGACAAAUAAAGUUAACUGCCUUAGUGUCUCCUAAGAUAACUGUUGAUCUACCCACUGUAGCCGUGGAUAUUUCACAGUGGACUCAUUUGGAACAGGUUGAGUUAGCGGAUCCAACAUUCCAUGUGCCUAACAAAAUCGACUUACUCAUAAGUGCUGAAUACAGUUUGGAUAUAAUGUUAGAUUGUAAAAUACAAGGACCCAAAGAUACGCCGUCGUUACACAAUUCUAUCUUUGGCUUGAUAGUAUGUGGAAAAUUAACUAAACCUCACAAUGAUCUAUCCAUGUUUAAGUCAGUCACGUGUUGUACCACUACAGUUGAAUCACUUGUGAACCGAUUUUGGGAACUGGAAGAGGUACCACGCCUUACAUGUAUACCCAAAGAAGACCGACAGUGUGAAAAGCUCUUCGUUGAGACAUUUACUCGAGACAGCUCUGGUUGUUAUACUGUAAGACUUCCUUUUGUUAAAAAAUCCCCGCUAGUGAAUAAUUCUUACCAGCUCGCUGUUCAACGCUUGAAGAAAGUCGAGAGAAGUCUGCAGACCAAACCUGCCUUACAUCAGCUCCAAAAAGACUUCAUGAGUGAUUAUGAAACAACCAACCACAUGACAAUAGUUGAUUCCACUAGCCCACGUCCGAUCAUAUUCAUUCCACAUCAUCAAGUCUUAAACCCAUCAAGUACCACUACUAAGCUUCGUGUUGAGUUCGAUGGAUCGUGCACUAUGGACACAGGAAACUCAUUGAACGAACUACUUCACAACGGACAAAAAUUACAAAAAAAGUCCAAUAAGAAGUUAUACCUUAAAUACGGUGACUUAUGGGCUUAUCACAUCAGUACAUCACCAUAUCAUGUUUUACGAGUCCUGAAGCAAUUGGCCUACGACGAGCAAGGGACUCAUCCUGAAGCAUCUGCGGUGCUACAGCGAGAUUUCUAUGUAGAUGAAGUAAUGACCGGACGAGAUGAUAUUACUGCCACAAUCAAGCUACACCAGGAGCUGCUGCACUUGCUCGCCCGAGGUGGGAAUUACGUAAGUGGGCCACCAACUGCGAAACAGUUUUAA